Messenger RNA from Nelumbo nucifera (sacred lotus), 698 nucleotides. The record is from RefSeq and is a predicted model, not a curated record. NCBI's taxonomy places the organism in Eukaryota, Viridiplantae, Streptophyta, Magnoliopsida, Proteales, Nelumbonaceae.
GAGCUACAGGGAGACGAAGUGGAGUCACGUGGAUGACCUCCUCAGUUUCAGCAAGAGCAAGGACUACUACGUAAAGAUUGUCGAUGGCCAAUCUCUUGAAUUAUGAUAUUUACGACUUCGAGCUCAAAACAGUUAAGGAUAACAGGGAGUUGCGGAAGCUAUUGAUCGAGACGACUAGCACAUCUAUCAUCGCGAUGGAGGACAUCGAUUGCUCCCUCGAUCUCACUGGCCAAAGAAAGGAGGCGAGGAAGUCAGCAGACAAUGACGACAAAGAGGGAAAGAAGAAUUGCUGUCCCAUGCGCAAGGAAGAGAGUAUCAAUAGCAGCCAUGUUACUCUUUUGGGACUCCUCAAUUUUAUCGAUGGUCUCUGGUCUGCCUGCGGAGAGGAGCGACUAAUCAUCUUCACCACCAAUCAUGUGGAGAAACUGGACCCUGCUCUGAUUCGGAGGGGUAGGAUGAACAUGCACAUCGAGAUGUCGUACUGCAGCUUUGAGGGAUUCAAAGAGCUGGCCAAGAAUUAUUUGGAUGUAGAGUCACAUAAUCCGUUCGAGAACAUUCGGCAACUGAUGAGCGAGACCAACAUUAUGUUGCGCACCCUUUGGAAACGGAUAUGCAACUCCCUCGAGCAAUAACGCCGGAGCGCCGCUCAAAGAGGGCUCAGGAUCACAAGAUCACUGAAGAAGAAGAAUUUGGUUAAA